AUACCCUCUUGUCUCCCUUUUCCCUCUUCCCUCAUUCUAAUUUCUAAUUCCUUCCACUCCCCUUACCAACCAUGAAGUUGGUUAAGUUGUUCUUUGUUCUAGCAAUAGCCAUGGCCUUAAUCAUAGGCAUCACAGCAGCAAUGCCAGAGGAAGAAGAAGAAGCAGAAGUAGAAGUAGAAGAUAAUGGUGAACAACCAUCAUCUUCUUCAUCUUCUUUGAGGGGAAUUGGUAGGUUCCUGAAACAAAAUUACAGCAGCAACCCUAGGCUGCAAAUGACUUGUAACAAAUAUCCUAGGAUAUGUAGAGCUAAGGGUAGCCCUGGACCUGAUUGCUGCAGCAAGAAAUGUGUCAAUGUGAAAACAGACAGACUCAAUUGUGGUUUUUGUGGGAAGAAGUGCAAGUACAAUGAGAUAUGUUGUGGGGGUAAAUGUAUCAACCCUUCCUCCAACAAGAAGCAUUGUGGGCAAUGCAACAUCAAGUGCAAGAAAGGGUACUCCUGUGAACUGGGUAUAUGCAACUACGCUUAGAGAGAGAGAGAGAAAGCUAUGUAUGUUUGUGUAUGUGUGUGUUUCACCAUCAUUCUUCUUAUUCUUCUUCAUCUAUAGAGCCUUAUAAUUUGUAUUUUUCGAGUGUAAAAUAACAAUAAAGGCAAGCCAUCUACGACGUAGGGGCUUGGCCUAGUUCCUUAAUGCAUGGAG
Messenger RNA from Macadamia integrifolia, 698 nucleotides. RefSeq names its product stigma-specific STIG1-like protein 1. The transcript has a single exon. Bases 72 to 527 code for a protein of 151 amino acids. The record is from RefSeq and is a predicted model, not a curated record. Lineage: Eukaryota; Viridiplantae; Streptophyta; Magnoliopsida; Proteales; Proteaceae.